Messenger RNA from Formica exsecta, 3598 nucleotides. RefSeq names its product synaptotagmin 1 (gene Syt1). Gene Ontology annotation, biological process: regulation of calcium ion-dependent exocytosis; calcium ion-regulated exocytosis of neurotransmitter; synaptic vesicle endocytosis. The record is from RefSeq and is a predicted model, not a curated record. The transcript is spliced from 10 exons. Gene Ontology annotation, cellular component: synaptic vesicle membrane; axon; dense core granule. Gene Ontology annotation, molecular function: phosphatidylserine binding; syntaxin binding; calcium-dependent phospholipid binding. The coding region runs from base 431 to 1735 and encodes 434 amino acids. NCBI's taxonomy places the organism in Eukaryota, Metazoa, Arthropoda, Insecta, Hymenoptera, Formicidae.
UCGAGACGCCGCCGCCGGAAAACGUAACGUGUUUUAUCGAUUUACGUCGGGCGGCCAUGUUCGCGCGUUCACCACCACUAGUCAGGCGCACUCGGCACGUCGUCGUCGCCGUCCUCGUCGUCGUCGUCGACGAGUGAUCGUCGUGGCAGGAUAGAUUUUCAUCCCCUUUAAUCGUUCACCGCCAUCGUCGCGGACGACGUAGCGUGCGAUGCAUCUGUAAAACAUUGAGAGAGUGAUCAAAUCUGUCCCGUACAUUUUUUUCGCCUCUGUUGUUCGAGCUUUCGAACGCGAGAAAUCCGUCAAGUAGUUAUAGCCGAGUCGAGGCCGCCGUCGAGUAACGCCCAGGAGUGGAAAUAGCUCGAAGAAAGAAGAGAGAUAGAGAGAGAAAGAGGGUGCAUAUAGAACCCAUUGAAACAGCUUCCGUAUCAAAAUGCCAUCGUUGGUCAAAAGAGACGUGAACGCCGCUGAGGCGCGUAACGAGGAAGUUAGCGAUGCCGGUAUCACCGAUUCCAACAUAAUUUUCACUACAGAAAUUGAGGAAAGGGCUGGAACAGAUGAAGCCAUUACCGAAAGUACGACGAAAUCGUUGAAGGAUAAAGUGGUGGAUCUCGAGGAAAAGCUCGCGCAUGAUAUGGGGAUACCUCCUUGGGGUCUUGUUGCUAUUUUAAUAGGAGUAGGCGUAAUCGUUCUCGGAAUUUGCUUCUGCUGUAUACGAAGAUGCUGUCGCAAGAGACGCUCCAAAGAUGGCAAGAAGGGACUGAAGGGCGCAGUAGAUCUAAAGUCCGUGCAGCUUCUGGGCAGCACGUACAAAGACAAGGUACAGCCGGAUAUGGAAGAAUUGACGGACAAUGCCGAGGAACCGGACGAAGCUGAAAGUAAGCAGAGCGAAGUUAAACUCGGAAAGCUACAAUACAAGCUCGAAUACGAUUUUAAUUCAAACAGUCUCGCCGUGACAGUAAUCCAGGCUGAAGAAUUGCCGGCAUUGGACAUGGGCGGCACAUCAGAUCCAUACGUAAAAGUAUAUUUAUUGCCAGAUAAGAAGAAAAAGUUUGAGACAAAAGUUCACAGAAAGACGCUGAAUCCGGUCUUCAACGAGACUUUCACCUUUAAGAGCGUUCCUUAUGCCGAUGCUAUGAACAAGACUCUGGUUUUCGCUAUCUUCGACUUUGAUAGAUUUUCGAAACACGAUCAAAUCGGAGAAGUUAAAGUGCCGCUCUGUCAAAUCGACUUGGCGCAGACGAUCGAGGAGUGGAGAGAAUUACAGAGUGUUGAAGGCGAGGGUGGACAGGAUAACAAGUUGGGAGACAUAUGCUUCUCAUUGAGAUACGUACCAACGGCUGGAAAACUCACGGUGGUUAUUCUGGAGGCCAAGAACCUGAAGAAGAUGGAUGUUGGUGGCCUCUCGGAUCCUUAUGUUAAAAUCGCGUUGAUGCAGAAUGGGAAGAGAUUGAAGAAGAAGAAAACGUCGAUCAAGAAGUGCACUCUUAAUCCGUAUUACAACGAAUCAUUCACCUUUGAAGUACCUUUUGAGCAGAUACAGAAAGUACAACUUGUCGUCACUGUAGUCGAUUACGAUCGCAUCGGCACAUCAGAACCGAUCGGAAAGGUGGUCCUGGGAUAUAACGCGAGCGGAACGGAAUUGAGACACUGGUCUGACAUGCUGGCGUCUCCCAGGCGCCCGAUCGCCCAAUGGCAUACGCUAAAAGACCCCGAAGACGGAGAUAAGAAGGAUUAAGAACGUUGACUUUUCAGUUAAGAAUGAAAUUCUCUUAUACGCGGGAAGGAAGAGGAAGGGGGAUACGCCAUUAAAAAGGUAUUCUCGGAGUCCUUUUCCCGUAUCUCUCAACUCUCAAUGUUUCGAAAUUAAUUCGGUGAUAUAUCCAUCUGUAUAUUUAUCCUAUUAACGAGAGCUGUGUUACGGAAAUCCAAGUUUAUCUUCAUCAGCAUUUACUUCCGGAAAUGAUGGAAGCGUAAAGAUGAGAAUACACGUCAAGAUUUUAGUAUGAGAUGAUUUUAAAAUAUUAAUUUUUUAAACAUUUUUUUUGCACUUUUUGUAUAAUUUAUAUGUUUAAAUAGCUCUUAAAAUAAUUAAAAUUAUUAGUUCUUAAAAUAAUUACAUCCAUAGCGAGGAUUCUUAACUUUCCAUUUUUUUUUCAUCGCGUCAAUCAUUUAGUUUUAUAUCUUUGGUGAGAUUUUUGCAGUUCUAACGAUAUGAUAUGUCUUGUUCUCAUCGCUACGUUUCAAUUCGAAGCAUAAGAUCGAGUGAGAAAACUGAAAAUUCACGCGUGUAAUAGGCCGCUAAUAUUAUCAGCCGUUUGAAAGGAUAUUUUCACUUUGCGAAUUAUAAUCGCCGAUCAGAGGUUCCUUCUCGUCGGCGAUCGGAAUCCAAACAACACAACGCAUUAAUUAUCACAACGCGCAUAUUUAAGAACCCAUUAAUCUGAUCGCCGAGUGAUUAGAGAGAGAGAGAAGGUAGAGUGUAGAAUAGCGGUGUGUAAAGAUAUCUUUUAGUCUCAUAGCAUGUCUUGUAGUAGGCCUUGAAAGAGAAUUUUCCCCCCAAACUUUUCACCUUCGAGAUUGCAAUGGUCGCCGGUCCAUCGCGCGAUAUUCGCGACAAUUGCAAGAUCGUGAUCGUGAAGGACCUCCCUUACUUGCGCGUUACUCGGGUUUGGUUCUAUCGUUUAUCCAGGACCAAUUAUCGAAUUAAACGAUAAUGUAUCGGUAUAUAGCAUGUGCCAUGGCACGCUAUUACUCAGCAGCAUUGUACUUAAAAUACUUUAAUGAGAAUUCACGAAUUAAUAUAUAUUGUUGAAAAAUGAUUGAAUGGCGUCGACUGGGGACAACAACUGCAGUAUUAAUUUAUCCGGUCGAUGAUUGCGAAAUCAUCAAUCCGUCAUUACGAAAGAGAGGGAGAUAAAAGAGAAAACAGAGGAAGAAAAUUGUAACAUUUUUUACAUCGGUCCCUGAAUCGAAAGUAUUCAAUUCUUUUUUUCGCGAAAAAAUAAAUGUCUUCUUUCAAUUUUAUUACUAUUAUUAUUAAUAUGAUCGGGUGCAAAUACACGUUUCAAUGUCUUUCCCCUUCACUUGUGAAAUAAUCGUAUUAGAAAAUGAUUUUCACCAUUGACAACCUGGUCGGCGCCAUCGCUCGCGAGUUAAAAAUUUAGCUAGAGAUAGAUCCGGUCUCUUCGGCUGCGCUUCUUUUUGCACUUUCCGUAUUUAAAAUAAGACAGAUCUGUAUUCAUGUUACACGAAGAAGGGAUUAAAAAAAGAGAGAGACAACAAGCGUGCUGUCGAAGAGAACGGAAUUGGUAUAAGGAGAACCAUGUACGUCCUAUAUGUACAAUGUCGCCCGCUAUUGACACCAUUGAUAUCGAUUAUCUCAUCCCAUCUACCAUUUACGAGUAACAUAUUUAAUUAGAGGCAGUAAAAUAAAACGCGUCGAUUGUCGUGAUUGAAAUAAUAGAAGGUAAAUGUAAUAUGCGCACCGUGAUAUAAUAGAUUGUACGUGUGAAUAUUCUGGAUCGUGCAGAAGGAAAGUUGCGAUCUGUCCGAGCAGGCUCGUAGAGAGAACGAAACGAAAAUAAAGAGAUGUACACAC